AUGAAUACCAGUGGUGAUGAAGAAAGGCGCUCUAGUGCGGGUUUUAAUGUGCAACCGACGCACCAGCUACAAAAUGGUUCUGGAGAACCAUCAGUGCAGCAACCUCCAUUACAAACGCCGCCAUCGGUGUCGAUGGAUAGUUCGUCGAUGAUGCAGAUCUUGAAAUUAAUGCAGCAACAAAUGGCGCAGCAGCAGAACAUUUUGGCGCAGUUAAUGCAGCAGCAAGGGUCAGGUCAAAGUUCAUCCACAACACCGGAACAAAUCUUGGAUUCGUUGUGCAGCCACAUUAAAGAAUUUAAAUACGAUGCUGAGGCUGGAACGACAUUUGCCGCAUGGUACAACCGCUAUGAGGACCUGUUCGAAAGAGAUGCUGCCCGGUUGAGCGACGAAGCAAAAGUGCGCCUUCUCAUGCGCAAGCUAGGAACUCUUGAACAUGACCGGUAUGUAAAUUUUAUCUUGCCAAAGUUCUCACGAGAUUUUUCAUUACCAGAGACGGUCGCAAAGCUGACAGAUUUGUUCGGAACUAAGGAGUCCCUGUUACAUCGACGGUUCAAAUGCUUAAAUACGGUGAAGGGGAAGACGGAAGAUUAUCUAGCGUACGCAUGUCGCGUCAACCGGGGUGUAGUCAACUUUGAGCUAGGCAAGUUGACGGAGGAACAGCUUAAAUGCCUUGUAUUUGUUUGCGGGUUGAAAGAUGAUAAGGAUGUGGAAAUUCGUCAAAGACUCAAGCAAAUACUAGAACGGUCUCAGUCAAUGUGCACAGCGUUCAGGAGAGAAGGAAUCGAUGCCAAAACAGCAUCGGGAGCAGUGUUGCAUAUAAUCGGCGAAUUCAGUGCCAACAUCACCAUCAAAGAAGAGCAGCGUGUCGAGACGGUUUAUGUUUCGCAAGCGGACUUGAAGCUGUUGGGAACCGACCUAAUCGAGGCCUUUUCCUUAUGGUCAGUGCCUGUUGACCAGAUAUGCAACGCCAUUCAAUCAUCAACGAAUAAGGAGCUACGACUACGUUAUCCCAAGCUGUUUGGAGAGGGCAUGGGCCUAUGUACAAAGGGAAACGUUACUCUGCAGCUGAAAGAAAAGUGUCGUCCAGUUUUCUGCCCUAAACGUCCAGUUGCGUACGCUAUGCUGGAUGCAGUCGACAAGGAACUGGACCGGCUGGAGAAGCUAGGAGUCAUCACACCGGUCGAUUUCUCUGACUGGGCCGCACCAAUUGUCGUCGUGCGGAAAGCAAACGGUCAGAUAAGGAUCUGCGGAGAUUACUCGACCGGUCUCAAUGGAGCCUUGCACCCCCAGGAGUACCCGCUUCCACUACCAGCAGAUAUUUUCGCCAGGCUAGGUAAUUGCACUCAUUUUACACAAAUAGAUUUAUCGGAUGCUUUCCUUCAGGUCGAAAUUGCUGAGCAGAGUCGGAAGUUUCUAACCAUCAACACGCAUAAAGGGCUUUACUCCUACAACCGACUACCACCGGGCAUCAAGGUAGCUCCUGCGGCUUUUCAACAGUUGAUGGACAAAAUGCUCAUUGGAUUGCGGGGAGUUUCCAGUUACAUGGAUGAUAUCAUUAUCGGAGACACCAUGACGGAUUACACGCUCAAAACGGUCCGCAUCUGUCAGGAGCAGUGCAAAUUCACCGGCACUGAGCAAGAGUUCCACUAG
Anopheles coluzzii is the source of this 1650-nucleotide messenger RNA. RefSeq lists its product as uncharacterized. The coding region runs from base 1 to 1650 and encodes 549 amino acids. The transcript has 3 exons. Lineage: Eukaryota; Metazoa; Arthropoda; Insecta; Diptera; Culicidae. The record is from RefSeq and is a predicted model, not a curated record.